Vigna unguiculata (cowpea) is the source of this 825-nucleotide messenger RNA. Its product is annotated as histidine-containing phosphotransfer protein 4-like. The record is from RefSeq and is a predicted model, not a curated record. Gene Ontology annotation, molecular function: protein histidine kinase binding; histidine phosphotransfer kinase activity. Gene Ontology annotation, biological process: cytokinin-activated signaling pathway; phosphorylation; phosphorelay signal transduction system. Lineage: Eukaryota; Viridiplantae; Streptophyta; Magnoliopsida; Fabales; Fabaceae. Gene Ontology annotation, cellular component: cytoplasm; nucleus.
AGCCCCACCCACAUCAAUGAUCAAAAACAAAAGGUGAAGCUUUUUGUCUUGUGCUUCUCACUUCUUAGAUCCUAGACACCUGACAUCUUUUCUCUCCUAUAAAACCCUUUCUCUUCCCACCUUCCUUUCAUGCACUCCCUUCAAUCACCACAUUCAUUAACCUUCUCACCCUUUUCCUCUUCUCCUUCACUCUUCACUCCUCACAUUCUCUUCCAAUGGACAGAAACCAAUCCCGCAGACAGGUUGCUGCAAUGAAACAGUCCCUCUUUGAUCAGGGGUUACUGGAUGAACAGUUUAUCCAACUGGAGGAAUUGCAGGAUGAUGCAAAUCCCAACUUUGUUGAGGAAAUUGUCACUCUUCACUAUCGUGAUUCGUCACGGCUAAUCUCAAGCAUAGAGCAGGCUCUCAAAGAGAAAAACCCUCUGGAUUUCAACAAGCUGGACACUCUUAUGCAUCAGUUCAAAGGAAGUAGCUCAAGCAUAGGAGCCAAAAAGGUGAAAGCAGAGUGCAAUCUGUUCAGAGAAUAUUGCAGAGUAGGAAAUGCAGAAGGAUGCAUGAGGAGCUUUCAACAAUUGAAGAAAGAAUAUGCUACACUUAGAAAGAAACUUGAAGCUUAUUUUCAGUUGGCAAGGCAAGCUGGGCCUCAGGAAAUAGCAUGUCGCUCCAAAUAAGGAGCUGAUGAAAGCUGCAAAAUAAGGAAAAAAAUGUAAUUGGUGAAUCUUGUAGCAUAGAAAAAUAUGUAUUCACCACACAGAAGUGAUGUUCUCACCCUUUUGAGAUAUUUUGUUUUCAAAAUAUCAAUUUUGUUUUCAGAUGUUACAGGAA